GGAUUCUCCGAGCAAGCAUUGCUUUUCAGAAACUCGCUUCAGCAUAUAUACCACUGUUUCUGGCGUAAUCUGACUGCCAUGGCAUCCCGAAUUGAUACCACAGUAUACCCGGGCAACAUCAUAAACAAUGAGUUCGUCCCAACAGCUAGAACUCGCCACUCUAUUAACCCUUCUACCGGCGAGCCUUUGUAUGAAGUGCCGUAUGCUACGAAGGAGAAUGUGGAUUCCGCCGUCCAGCAUGCUCGGAGAGCGUUCAAGAGCUGGUCUAGGACCACCUUUGGCGAACGUGCACGUCUUCUUCUCAAAUACGCAGACGCCAUUGAGUCUAAUCGCGAGCCGUUAGAAAGGCUACUUGUCUUGGAACAAGGAAAGCCACUCGGACUAGCGAAGACGGAGUUCAGCAUGACGUUGGAGUGGCUACGAGCCUUCGCUACAAUGGAGGUCAGGGAUGAAAUUCUCGACGAUAACGACGAGCGGACGAUCACGCAGACAUUCCCGCCACUGGGCGUCUGCUGCGGCAUUGUACCCUGGAAUUGGCCCGUUUUGCUUGGACUAGGCAAAGUUGGUCCGGCACUUAUCACGGGCAACACGAUUAUCAUCAAGCCAUCACCAUUCACGCCGUACUGCGACCUGAAGCUCGGGGAGAUAGGAAUGGGGAUCUUCCCACCUGGCGUGUUUCAGGUGCUCAGUGGAGGCGAUGACCUGGGUCCAAUGCUCACAGCACAUCCGGGCAUCGAUAAGAUUGCAUUUACCGGAUCAGUCGAAACGGGGAAGAAGGUGAUGCAGAGUUGUGCCAAAACGCUGAAACGGGUCACACUUGAGCUCGGUGGAAAUGACCCGGCAAUCAUCUGUGAGGACGUUGAUAUUGAUGCCAUCGUCCCGAAGAUUACUACUCUCGCGUUCCUUAACUCUGGCCAGAUUUGUAUGCUGAUCAAGCGAUUGUACGUCCACGAGAAGAUCUAUGACCGGUUCCGUGAUUCCAUGGUCACCUUUGCCAAAUCUAUCAAGACGGGCGAUGGGUUUGAGCCUGAUGUUCUCGUCGGGCCGAUCCAGAACAGCAUGCAAUACGGAAAAGUAAAAGACAUGUAUUCGGAAAUGUCCAAAUGCAACUGGACACAGGCACUCGAAGGCCAAGUGAUCAAGAACUCAAAGGGCUACUUCAUCAGCCCGGCAAUCAUCGACAAUCCCCCUGAAGACUCACGAAUUGUCACCGAGGAGCCAUUCGGACCCAUUGUGCCCAUCCUCAAAUGGUCUGACGAGGACGAUGUCAUUGAACGUGCCAAUAACAGCAAAGCCGGCCUGGGCGCCUCCAUCUGGAGCAAGGAUCUCGACCGGGCUGAAAGAAUGGCCAGGUGUCUUUCGGCAGGGAGUGUCUGGAUAAACUCACACUUUGACGUUGCUCCCAACGUGCCGUUUGGAGGACACAAAUGGAGCGGACUAGGAAGUGAAUGGGGGAUGACUGGAUUGAAGGCAUACUGCAAUUCGAGGUCUCUUUGGAAGUGGAAGAGGGUGAUGUAGAGGAUAAUGUCCCUGUUUACAUAGACUGGUUAUUUCAAUGGAUAUGUCAAUAUUCAACCACUGUAAAC
Monascus purpureus is the source of this 1586-nucleotide messenger RNA. NCBI's taxonomy places the organism in Eukaryota, Fungi, Ascomycota, Eurotiomycetes, Eurotiales, Aspergillaceae. The record is from the annotation of a GenBank genome assembly.